This is a messenger RNA of Puccinia triticina, 150 nucleotides long. RefSeq lists its product as uncharacterized. The transcript is spliced from 2 exons. The coding region runs from base 1 to 150 and encodes 49 amino acids. Lineage: Eukaryota; Fungi; Basidiomycota; Pucciniomycetes; Pucciniales; Pucciniaceae. The record is from RefSeq and is a predicted model, not a curated record.
AUGGCCGUGCAAGUCAAUCACGCCAGCUUCUGUGACUUACCAGUCACCACGGCGGUCUUGCCGCUCAAGUCCAGCUCUGCAUUUGAUCAGCUGGCUUCAACAGACAUCUUCCCUUGCUAUUGGGAUUUGGUUGAGGGUCUGCCGCGUUGA